AUGAAAAUUUCUCUUUAAGAUUUUGGAUUUCAUCAACCUAAUGCUCCUGAAGUGAAUACACCAAGAUCAUUAGAAGCAUGUAGAAGAGAAGGAAUUCUUCCUAAUGAAUUAGUUAAAACAUCAUUUGAAGAUUUUCAAAAAAAAUAUAAAUUAUCAAACUUGGAUGCUAAAGGAAUUGAAACUUAUUAUAAACAUUUUGAAGAUAAAAGAGAAUAAAAAUUUAAAGAUGUUAUUAAAUAAAGACAUAUAGUAAUAGAAGAUGAGAAGCAAGGUUGUUUUAUAUUACAAUUUGACUAGGACUAUGGAAUCCUGAUGGAUUAGCAAAAAGCAAGAUGGUUUCUAAAUAUUCUUAAUAAGAUGUAUCAUCUUUGAUUGAAAAAGAAAAAUAAUAAAUUGAAAAAAUUAAGAAAAAAUAGUAAAAAGAAAUUGAAUCAAUGUUAGAAUAUGAAUUGAAGAUGUAAGAAAUAAGAGAAUAAAAUGAGAAAAAAUUAUAAGAUGAAAAAAUAAAAUAAAAAUAAAGAGAAUUAGAAUUAGAAAGAAAAAAAGAAUAAUAAGAAGAAAUAAAAAAACAAAAAGAAAUAUAAAAAUAAUAAAAAAGAGAAUAAGAAGAAUAAGCAUUAAAAGAAAGAAUGAAAUUAUUAGAAUUAAAAGAAUAAGAAAGAUUAAAAUAAGAAGAAUUAAAACUUAGAUUAAAAGAAGAAGAGAACCUAAAGAAAGAAUAAGAAAAAAAGGCAUAAUAAGAAAAAUUGAGAAUGAUAAAUGAAGAAAAUAUAAGAUUAUAAUUAGAAGCAUUAGAAAAAAGAAAAAAAGAUAUGAAUGAUAAAGCAGAAUAAAGAAAGAAAAUGAUGGAGGAUUAAAAAGAGAAGAAAAAAUAAGAAGCAGAAUAAGCUAGAAUAUAAAAUGAAACUAGAAUAAGAUUAGCUAAAGAAAGAAAUGAUAUAGAAAUUUUAAGAGUUAAAUAAGAUGUAGAAAAAAAAUUAUAAAUAAGUGAAUAAAAAAGAUUAUAAUUUGAAGAAGAAAAAAAGAAAAAAUUAGAAUAAUAAAAAUUAGAAGCAGAAUUACAUUCAGAAAUGAUAAAAAAAGUAAUUGAAUAAAAUGAACAAUUAGAAUUAGAAAGAAAAAAAUAAUAUUUAAAAAAAAUUGAUGAGGCUGAAGAAAGAAGAACAUUAUUAGAAAAAGAAUUAGAGAAAGAGAAAGAAAAAAGAAGAUAAGAAGAACAUGAAAGAGAAUAAUAAAGACAUUAAGUAUUAUUACAAAAUGAAUAAAGAUAAAAAGAUAAAAUUGAAGAAUUUUUAAGAAAAUUUUAAGAAAAAGAUGAAAAUUUAUCUAAAAUAUAACUUGAAAGGUCUAUAUCAUUAACUGAUAAAAGAAAUCAUGAAACAUUAAAAAGGAUUGAUAAAAAAGAUAAUGUUGAAAGAAUAAUGAAGAAAUAAGAAUAUGAUAGAAUGAAAUUAUAGGAGAAAUUAAAUGAGAAAAUGGAAAGAGCAGAUAAAAUCUAAGAGGACUUAAAUUAAUUAUUAUAAUAAAGAUAAAAUAUGAGAAAAGAAAUAGAUAAAUAAAAAAGAGAUCUUCUUCUUAAAUUAGAAAAAAUUAAGGAAGGAAAAGUUCCUGCUAAUGAUAUAUAGAAAUAAUUUGGAAUAUAAUCAUCAGUUCUCUUAGAAAAGUAACAUUAAAUUCCAAGAAGAACACAAUCUUAAUCAAUUAGUUAAGAUAAUUUAAAUUAAACAAAAAUUGAAAAACCUAAUAAAACUAUUAGAAUUUCUAGACUCUCAGAUAAAUUACCUGAAAUUAAUUAAUCUUCACAAUAAAAUCUUGAGCCAUCUUCAAACUCUAAUACAUUAUAGAAAAUUGAAUAGAUUCAAUCUUCCCCAACAAAAUCUUAAAGUAUAUCAAAAUUUUACUAUUUUUAGAUGAAAAAAAACCGAUUAAACAAACUAAAAAAAUAGAUCUAAGCAAAUCAUAAAAUUUAUAGCCUCCAAAUCCAUAAGUACUAUUUGAACUUAAUUAAAUUAUUUAAAGAUAGAAUUAAGAAAUUAUGAGAGUCUUUAUGGAAGAAUAAGCAAAUGAAAAUCGAAGAGAUUAAAAGAUAAAGAUUUGCAAACCUGAAGUUAGAGCAAAAAUGGAAAAAAUAUAUAGUCUAGAAAGAUAAAAGGCUUAAUAAAGAAUAUAAAAAUUAUAAGAAUAACAUUUUAAGGAAUAGUAAGAAUUUAAAUUAAUUCAUUUUUCUAAUUGA
Messenger RNA from Paramecium primaurelia, 2233 nucleotides. NCBI's taxonomy places the organism in Eukaryota, Ciliophora, Oligohymenophorea, Peniculida, Parameciidae. The record is from the annotation of a GenBank genome assembly.